CGAUGCCACCAGCAAGGAAACGGGGAGGAGAGCGUUGCAGCAGCAAAUCAAAGGCUGGCGAGGGAGGAAGGGAUUGUUUUCCACGCAGGAUGAGCUUGGGAAAUGCAUCCCAUGAGUGAAGGCUGGCCCUGGGGCUGGCCAGGACGGUAUAAAACCCCCUGUGAGGGCAGGAGACCUCAUCCAGCUCUCCUGCCUUCUCCUCCUCGGUGACACAGGUGUUCCUGCAGCCACAGCCAUGUCCUGCUACGACCUGUGCCGGCCCUGCGGCCCCACCCCGCUGGCCAACAGCUGCAACGAGCCCUGCGUGCGGCAGUGCCAGGACUCCCGUGUCAUCAUCGAGCCGUCCCCCGUGGUGGUCACCCUGCCCGGGCCCAUCCUCAGCUCCUUCCCGCAGAACACCGCCGUGGGCUCCUCCACCUCGGCCGCCGUGGGCAGCAUCCUGAGCGAGUCCGGGGUCCCCAUCAACUCGGGGGGCUUUGGGCUCUCGGGGAUCCCCGGCCUUGGUGGCCGCUACUGCGGCCGCAGGUGCCUGCCCUGCUAGAGCCGGGCCGGACGUGCGGCCGCUGCCUCCGCCAGGACGGCCCGAGCCAGGGGCCGGCCUGAGGCUGGAGCUGCUGGCCGGCGUUUCCAGAGCCCUCGGGCCCCUCCAGCCCUCUGGCCAAGAGGGAGAGAGGGA
Prinia subflava (tawny-flanked prinia) is the source of this 676-nucleotide messenger RNA. RefSeq names its product feather beta keratin-like. The record is from RefSeq and is a predicted model, not a curated record. Gene Ontology annotation, cellular component: intermediate filament. Lineage: Eukaryota; Metazoa; Chordata; Aves; Passeriformes; Cisticolidae. Bases 236 to 541 code for a protein of 101 amino acids. The transcript is spliced from 2 exons. Gene Ontology annotation, molecular function: structural constituent of cytoskeleton.